Molecule: messenger RNA, 901 nt
Organism: Daldinia loculata
Lineage: Eukaryota; Fungi; Ascomycota; Sordariomycetes; Xylariales; Hypoxylaceae
Product: YjeF N-terminal domain-like protein
Exons: 7
Coding region: 155-865 (236 amino acids)
Cellular component (GO): mitochondrion
Molecular function (GO): NAD(P)HX epimerase activity
Source: RefSeq, a predicted model, not a curated record
UGUCAGUCGAUCAGUUUGACUAGCUAAAUUCCUAAACUCUCAAACUCCUCCUUUCUCAAGUAACUUCCCAACCUUUUUGAUUUUAGGUAGUUUAAAUUGGUAAACCUCAUAACUAUCAACUUCUCAACAUUAUAUAUACAGUAUAAUAAUAACCAUGGCAAUCAAAACCUUAUCGGCGAAGGCCGCAGCAGCUCUAGAUAAAGAGCUUAUGAGCACCGGUGCCUUUUCGCUUGAUCAGCUCAUGGAGCUUGCCGGAUUAGCAGUCUCACAAGUUGUGUACCGGGUUCACCCCCAGAGUAAAGGCAACAGAGUGCUUGUAGCUUGCGGUCCUGGUAAUAACGGUGGCGAUGGGCUCGUUGCAGCUCGUCAUCUUCGUCAUUAUGGGUAUCGGCCGGCUAUUUACUAUCCAAAACAAAGCAAAAACGAGCUCUACCAGCGACUCGCUAAACAGCUAGAAGACCUCGAGGUGCCGUUCGUGGAAGAUUUCCUAGCGGCUAUUAAAUCGACGGAUCAUAUUGUGGAUGCCGUUUUCGGGUUCAGCUUCUCGGGCGAGGUUCGCGAGCCCUUUCCUGCGGUGAUCCGUGCUUUAGAGGACACUAAGCUUCCUGUAACCUCCGUUGACGCACCAUCAUCUUGGAAUAUUGAAACUGGACCACCGGAAUCCGGCCUGGGAAGCAAGUUCAGCCCUGAUUUCUUGAUCAGCCUGACAGCUCCCAAGCCACUGGUCAAACAUUUCAAAGGACGUCAUUUUGUAGGCGGCCGCUUUGUCUCUCCGGCAAUUGCUAAGAAAUAUGAUUUUGAGGUGCCAGAGUAUCAGGGAAUUGACCAAAUUGUCGAGGUCGGUACUGGGGGGGAGAAGCUCUAAUUGCAUAGGUUCGACCGGGGGUGCUCUCCCAAACUG